UUAAAGUUAAUUAAGCUAUUCAUGAUUAACAAUAGCAAGUGAAGAUAUAUAACAGAGGAUAUAUAUGAUCUUGUCUAAAUAGAGUAGGCUGACUGUUCUCAUACGUCUUCUUUUAUCUACUUCCGAUCAAGGGAGAGUUUCUAGUUGGUAAUUUUUGGGAUUGCGAUAGGCACAAAUCGUUACUGUUUAGGAAAUUUGUGGAGUGUCCUAUAUAGAAUAUGACAAAUAUUUGCUAUAUAUACAUGGAAGGUUAAGCAUAUUGUUUAGUGCGUUUGAAAACUGUUAGAAAUUAUAAGAUUCAAGAACAAUAGAAUUUGUCGAAGUGCCAAAAGAGAGGUAAGAGUUUCGAGAUUAUUGUAUGAUAUAGUUGAGAGCUUUGCGUUUCUGUUACGUCAUCCUAUAUACAUAUAUAUAUGGAAUAGAUUAUAGAGCUUUAACUAGCUAGCUCUAAAGGCUAAUCUGACAGGCACAGAAAAUUAUAAAGGCGUCAAUGGAAGGAGGAGGAAGAGGAGAUGGUGCAGGUGGAGAAAUCCAAGCAAAAUUUAACAAGUAUGCAGCUGCUUGUGCUAUAGUUGCUUCAAUGAUAUCCAUCAUUUUUGGUUAUGAUACUGGGGUAAUGAGUGGAGCCAUGAUAUUCAUAAAAGACGACCUGAAAAUCCAUGAUACACAAGUGGAAGUCCUUGCCGGAAUCUUGAAUAUAUGUGCCUUAGUGGGUUCACUUCUGGCCGGAAGAACUUCUGAUUACAUUGGCCGGCGAUACACAAUUAUUGUAGCUUGCAUUAUUUUCAUGCUUGGUUCAGUUCUAAUGGGAUAUGGUCAAAAUUAUGGAAUCCUGAUGACUGGAAGAUGCAUAGCGGGCAUUGGUGUAGGCUUUGCUCUUAUGAUUGCUCCGGUUUACUCUGCAGAAGUUUCAUCACCAUCAUCAAGAGGUUUCUUGACCUCCCUGCCUGAACUUGGUAUAAGUAUUGGAAUCUUACUAGGCUAUAUUUCAAACGUUAUUUUUGGGAAAUUGACUCUGAAACUUGGCUGGAGGUUGAUGCUUGGAGUUGCAGCUAUACCUUCGGUUAUCUUAGGCUUUGGCAUCGUACAAAUGCCAGAGUCUCCAAGGUGGUUAGUGAUGCAAGGACGUUUAGGGGAAGCCAAGAAAAUCUUGCUACUAGUAUCCAACUCCAAAGAAGAAGCAGAAGCCCGUUUCCGUGAUAUAAAAGUUGCGGUAGGAAUAGAUGAGAAUUGCAAUGAAGAUUUUGUCAACCUUCCAAAGAAGACUCAUGGAGAAGGGGCAUGGAAAGAACUGUUAUUAAGGCCAACACCAGCAGUCCGGUGGAUACUAAUCGCUGCGAUAGGAAUCCAUUUCUUCGAGCACGCAGUUGGAAUCGAAGCAGUUGUUCUAUAUAGCCCAAGAAUCUUCAAGAAAGCUGGUGUCACAGGCAAGGAAAAGCUCCUGCUUGCAACAGUUGGGGUAGGGCUCACAAAGUUUAUAUUUGUAUUCAUAGCUACAUUUUUAAUUGACAGAGUUGGGAGGAGACGCCUAUUGCUUACAAGCACAGCAGGAAUCGUAGCUUCCUUAACAGUAUUAGCAUCUUGCUUGACCAUAGUGGAGUACCACACUGGAAGGAAACUGUUAUGGGCUCUAAGCCUGAGCAUAAUUGCUACAUAUGUAUUCGUGGCUUUCUUCAAUAUUGGCCUUGCGCCUGUGACAUGGGUAUACAGUUCAGAGAUAUUCCCCUUGAAGUUGAGGGCACAAGGGUAUAGUAUUGGUGUAGCUGUUAACAGACUUAUGAAUGCUACAAUCUCAAUGAGUUUCAUUUCACUUUACAAAGCAAUUACUAUAGGUGGAGCCUUCUUCAUGUUUGCUGGUGUCUCUGUGAUUGCCUGGUUUUUCUUCUAUUUUCUUUUCCCAGAGACAAAGGGAAGGUCCUUGGAAGAGCUGGAGUUGCUGUUUAGCAAUGGUAUUAUGGCUAGAAAUGAGACAAUGGAACUUCAGCCCAGAGCCAGAAGUAAUAACGUGUAGGGUGUAUACAUAUAUGGUUAUGGAAAUGGGUUUGUUCGAGAUAUGUGUAUAUACUCAGUACUGUUGAAGAAUUAAUGUGACUGCCAAAUGUUGUUAUCCUAAUUAAUUUGGAAGUGUUUUUAUCGCACGAAUUAUCCUUGAACAUAUGACAAUGUUUCCCAUGAAUAAUAUGCCUGAUUUUUCUUUU
Molecule: messenger RNA, 2198 nt
Organism: Hevea brasiliensis (rubber tree)
Lineage: Eukaryota; Viridiplantae; Streptophyta; Magnoliopsida; Malpighiales; Euphorbiaceae
Product: probable polyol transporter 6
Exons: 2
Coding region: 491-2011 (506 amino acids)
Biological process (GO): transmembrane transport
Cellular component (GO): membrane
Molecular function (GO): carbohydrate transmembrane transporter activity
Source: RefSeq, a predicted model, not a curated record